This is a messenger RNA of Ustilago hordei, 4068 nucleotides long. RefSeq lists its product as uncharacterized. Lineage: Eukaryota; Fungi; Basidiomycota; Ustilaginomycetes; Ustilaginales; Ustilaginaceae. Bases 1 to 4068 code for a protein of 1355 amino acids. Gene Ontology annotation, biological process: mitotic spindle assembly checkpoint signaling; protein localization to kinetochore; mitotic sister chromatid biorientation. The transcript has a single exon. The record is from RefSeq and is a predicted model, not a curated record.
AUGUCUCUUGCCGGUACUGGCUCGGGAGGUGUGCCUCUUGGAGGCUCUUCUAUGACGAUCAAAGGGUCCGCCAGCGACGUUGCUGCAAGGGAGAACGGCCGCUCCGCACGCGUCUCUUCAACAUCAGGCAAGGAUGACACGAUGAAAGCUGCUAAAGAGCGUGCAACCUCACAGAAGCGAGCUGCAUCUGUAGGAGGUGCUGAGCUCGACACACUGCUGAAGGAGUCCAACAACAAAGCGAAUGCCACGAUUGCAGCAACAAGCAGGCGCAACGCACCAGCACCGCGGAAGAGUGCCAUUCGACAGGUUCCUCAGGUCUUCCUCAGCCCCACGGGUCUUGUCCCCAGUCCAGAGUCCAGAAAAGGUCUUUCCGUGCCUUCACUUACAGAGCAGAUCGCUCAAGUCGGCAAAUCGGCACCAGAGAUCGCAUCGUCCAGCAAAGCGAGUCGUUCUUCUCUGCCCAACGUCGAAGUUGCAGAACGCAACAGCAGCUUCGCUUCAGGCUCAGCUACAGCCAGGGAUCGAGACUCGAUCCAUGGCGCCAGCUUUGGCUCGCUUGCAGGUGCCGCUACCAGUAUCAUCGCAUCUUCUUCUACCUCAACAACUGCCGCACCCGCGCUGAGGAGUGCCAUGACGCAGGUAAUCCGACCCAAGCGAAGAGUCACAUUCAGCCAUCGUCAGGAGAAGACCGAAUUCGCUCGCGACGAACCCACACUUCGUCUCAACAGCUCGAGGAGAGAGCAAGUGUCGCCGCCUUCGACGCCUGCUAGUUCUUCGAUUGCAAGUGCCGGCUUUGCCUCUUACAUCCAGUCCCAAGGCGACGAAUCCAGCUCAGACAGCGACAGCGACAGCGAGAGUGAGUCGGAAUCCGAUAUGGACUUGGACGCUUCCGACGAGUUAGCUGCGAGGUCGCUCGCUGCCUCGAUCGCAGCCUCGCUGCCACACGAUGACUCGACCAUGGAUGCCUCCCCAGAUGCAUCCACCGACAUGAGCAAUGUAUCCGCCUCGGACUCGAGCGCUAACAUGGAGUUGACAGGCACCCACGGCUCGGUCAACAAGCGACCCAGCGCAGACACUUCUGACGACCAGGAUUCGACUCUGGAUGCUGGAGCAGACGAUUCUACACAGAUGGACAUCACGCAGGCCAUGUCAGCGGCACCGGCGCUGAAGCGCAGACGAAGCAGCAACACCGCAGCCGAUAUCUCGGCGUCCACCGAUGGCUCGCGAUCCGCGCAGAUGGGUGGAGAUGCUUCUGCCAUGGAGCUGGAUCAAACCGCCACCAUGGAGUUUACUGGGAUUCAUUCGCUCGCACGGAACGGCGACGACAGCUCCGUUGACUCUGACAGCAGCGAUGGCGGCGAUGGAAUGGAGAUGACAAAGGCGAUCACUACGAAGAUCGAAGCGAAGCGCAAUGGCGACGCCACGACCACCAUUAUCACUGACUUCCCCGAGCUCAGCAGCAGUGAUUCAGAAGGCGAUGACACCAUUCAGGCCGACGCGACCAUGCCCAUGGAGAUGACGCGGGUAGUCACUGGCUCCAUCCACGAGAAGGACCAUGCAUCGAGCGAUAUGGACCUUGUUGACUCGAGCUCAAACAAAGGCUUUGAACAAGCCUCGUCCGAUGAUGCGUCGAUGGCUAUGGACAUGACCAUGUCAAUCGGUCGCUUUGCUGAGUCCAACACCUCGCCAAGCAAGCCUGUUCGUACGCCAUCUCAGUCGCCGCUCAAGUUGGGCGCGGGAGCGCCGAGCCCAUUCCAGCCGACACCUGGCAAGUCACCAAGCCGUUUCCGACAAUCGCUUCGUGGAGGCAUGGCUGCUCUUGAGACGAACGCUCAUUCUCCCGCCCAGCGCAUCGGAGGUGCUCUGCCACCAAAGGGACACGUGCCACAUGCUAAUCUAUCGACUGACACGACAUCGUUCCGCCGAUCCAUCAUCGGCGGUGUUGCAUCACCAGUCUACCAGCAUUCUUCUGCUAGGCGAGUACAGUCGCAAGAAGCAGCGAGUGCAACGGCUGGGGCUCCACUCACGGCCGACAACUUGGCAGAGGCUGGCCGCCUGACCGCAGGUCGAGCUUCGAGUGCAUCCCCUUCCAAGCCUAAACCAUCAGCGGCAGCAUCUCUUGCAGGCCAGCGUAAAUCGCUGAGCAGCGUUGCUCUGGCAUCUUCAUCGCGCUUCUCCCCUUCCAAAGUAGCGAGUCCUAGGCGUCGAGCUGGUCGCUCGUCGCUUGUUGCUGCUGUGCUUCCAAAUCUCUUGUCCGAGGCAUCUACAAACGACGACUCCUUCCACUCUGCAGUCGAACACCGUGCAAGGCAUGCUAUCGGAGCAAGCAGUGAACCCCAGGACAUUUCGCUUGCUCCCUCUGCUGCAUCUGACAUUGGCGUGGGCCUGGACAGCUUUGAUGACUACAGCAACGACGAGCGCCACCAAGUACCCGUGCAGAUGCCGCUCAACGACUUCCUUCGCUUCGUUGGCGUCCAUUUCAACGAUGACAUGAGCGCAUCGCGACGCAAACCUGUGCCGCCCGCCAGGUCUGAACAAAGCGCAGAGAAUGGUGCUUUGAACGAGUCGCCGGCACCGGUCUCGAUGAUGCGCCUUGUCAAGGCAGCCUGCGGAGCUGUUCCCCAGCUGGAGGCGCUCCGUGAAGCGUGCCGCGAGAUCAAGGAGCAAGUAGAUGAUGGACGAGAGAAGAUGGUUGAGAUGGAGCAGGCCUUCUACGACUCUCCGCCUGACUUUGUCCGCGAGAUCAUGGGCUUGCAAAAUGAAGAGGAGCGACGAGAUAUGGAGGCACAGUUCAAGCUGCAGAAGCAAGCUGCACGUGCCCUUGUCAGCGCCGACUACUACGGCUGGCGACUCGACAAGGAAUUCGACCAAGAGAUGAUCCAAACCCUGCAAGCAUAUCACGGCAGACUGCAAUGCGAUCUGCACAUUGUCGACACCAAGAAGCAGCAGCUACAGCAAGAGAUACUUCCCGUGCUGCGGGCUAAGCACGCCAAGCUCAAAGCCGAUCUUGCACUGGCCAAGAAGCGCCAGGCCGAGAUCGAGACGUGCGAUGCGGAAGAGCUCAAGGGUCUCUACUCGAGUAUUGAGGAGCAGCACGAGGUGCUCGAGUCGAUGCGAGCCAAAUUGAUGGACGUCGAGGAGCAGCACGAGCGCUUGUUGGUCCGACUGGAGGAGAACCGCGAGAAGAUGGCAGCAGCUCAGGAGAUGGUGGAUAAGGCUCAUGCUACUGUUGACCAGAUUCAAGGCUAUACUCGCGGCGAGGCAGGACGACUGCUGCGUGAGAUCCGCAACCUGGAGAAGUUGCACCUCGUACGCAUCCUAGACAAUGGCUUCGAUCCCAGUCUCGACGAGGUUGAGCAAGGAGCAGAGGGUGUCGAUGUUGGCGGCAAUCGCGAUGUUGUGCUGAUCCUAGAUGGCUGGCUCCAGGUCUCCAUGUCGCUGCUCGCCAGCAGCAUGAGCAGUCAGCUGCCGAACAACAGCAAAGUCUCGCGCAUUCAGCUCAAGCAAAAAGGCACACGAUCCAGCAACGACGACACCAACCUCGUUCGCAAGCUUGCGGUACAGAUUCUGCAAGGCGAGUUCGACGUCGAGUUUGCUGAUGGCGUGCCGCAGGAUGCACUUGUCAUCUUGCGCCGGAUCUCACAGACGUUCAUCCGACAACGGAUCCUGCUGGCGGAGAUCGAGCACCUUCGUUGUCGCUUCCCGGUGCAGCUGCUCGAUGGUGUUGUCAAGCGAUCGCGCACGGUCCUGAACGGAACGCAAGACGCUUCCACCAGCUCUUCUUCGGCGGCAGCGGAUGGACAGGACGACAACGAGGUCGCUCUGCAGGCAUCCAUACUGCUGCCCAACAAGAAAAGCAAGAUCGUCAUCACGGCCACGUCCGAUCUCAAAGGCGUCGGAGAGAGCCGUUCGAUCUUGUUGGCCGACAGUGUGCAAGUGGAGCGUGUGUAUGGCAGUGUCGAUACCGAGGCUAUGUCUUUGCAGAUCCUGGACUGCAUCGAGACGGACCCUACCAUCGGUUCGCUAAGCAAGGCUUUCAUUGAAACGAUCGAGACUUUCGAUAGCUGA